UGGCCGGUAAGCGCGCGCGGGGGGGAGAGUGCGCAGAGGGAGGGGUUGCGGAGAGAGCAAGAUGGCGACGGCGGAGCCGGUAGCGGCCGCGGAGCCGCAAGAAAUAUCUGAAAUACUAGAAACUGACACGGCAGCUGCAGAUGCGUGCUCCGAAAAUGCAACCCAAGAUCAAUAUCUGAAACAUCCUCUACAGAACAGGUGGGCACUAUGGUAUUUUAAAAAUGACAAGACCAAAGGUUGGACCGAAAACUUGCGACUUAUCGCUAAAUUUGAUACAGUGGAAGAUUUUUGGGCAUUAUAUAAUCAUAUACAACAACCAAGUAAACUGCUGUUUGGGUGCGAUUAUUGUUUGUUUAAGGAUGGUAUUAAGCCAAUGUGGGAAGAUGACAAGAAUAAAAAAGGUGGAAGAUGGCUAAUGACGCUGAACAAGCAACAGAGGCACAAUGAUUUGGACCGAUUCUGGCUCGAAACACUUUUGUGUCUGAUUGGCGAGUCCUUUGAUGAAAGUAGUGACGAGGUUUGUGGAGCCGUUGUAAACGUCAGGCCUAAAGGUGAUAAAAUAGCAAUCUGGACAGGAAACUGCCAAAACAGAGAAGCAGUCGUUUCUAUAGGGCAAUUGUAUAAAGAACGCUUAGGACUGUCUUUGAAAAUUGCUAUUGGGUACCAAUCACACGAUGAUACUUCUAGCAAAAGCGGAUCUACAACAAAGAAUAUGUUUUCAGUCUAAGGAACAAUCUCAAACGCAACAAACUUAAGAUUCAUCUGCUACUGUGUUUAACAAAAAAAAUUAACUAAAACUUUGGAUCGGUCAAUAUAUACUUGGAACGAGCAGAAGCAGAGCAAGCUACGUUCUGGGAUUAUCUUGCUGCUGAAUGGAUUUGGUUUCUAUUGGCAAAUGAAAGGAAAAUGCAGAAAGCCUUAACAUUGGGUCUAUAGAUUUUUUUCCCUCUUUUUAUUUUGUAGAUUUCAAAUUCGACAAUAGUGAAUGAACCAGCUAUACUACAUUUUUUCAGUUUUGAUUGCCAUUUCUAACCUAUAAUCUGCUUAACAGAAGUUGCCAGCUGCUUGGUGUGUAUAACAUUACAUUAGUUGCUGCAGUACAAAAGGCAUGGUCCAAUGAAUAUUUCCCUAAUAUUUGGCAAGACUCCCGGUGGGCUGAGACCUGUCUGGAAUUUGGCUGCUGGAGGUGAGAGCAAACAAUAAACUGAACACACUCCAUCCCAUAGUAAGGAAGUUGAUACGCUUGUGCUGUUUUUACAAAUAACACGUCGUGUCUUGAAUAAAGCAUUCAUUAAGGAAUGGUCCUCUGCAUGGAAACAAGUGCCAUUUGACACAGCCACAUCAGUAGUAUUAUAACCAAAAGGGGACGUUUUUGUGCCCGGAUGAGAUUAUUUCCCAAUCUGUUUAAACUCACUGCAGAUAGGUGGUUAAAUUAUGGCUUGCUAUACUCGUGGGCCUGCCUUGCUCCCAAAUGAUGGGUCUGAGGUGCAUAAUUGCAAGUCAAUAACUUAACAUCCAAUGCCUCUCCCAGAAGUGUCUGUGGGAAUGUACUGACUGUUCAUUUUUUUUUCAUUUUGUUUCUUCCGCAUCAAUGUUAAAUUAUUAUUUUAAAUGGCGUUUUAAGCAGAGCGGGUACUGGCAAAAAAAAAAUGGAGAAAUUAUACUUUAAUCUUACAUUUCGAAGACCGUUAGCUGAAAAAUAUGGGAGGCCAAUCCAAAUGUUUCUAGUUGACAACAGCACAAACCUGUUUCUCACUUGCCUCUGCUUAUUUUCCUUUUCCCUGCUGCAUUUUCUGCAUUAAGUUUAUUUCUGUCCAUAUUUUACUCCAAUACCCAGACACAUUCCCACAGCUAUUUUAAUCUGCAGCCCUAAUUUUAUUCACUAUCGCAUUUUGAGGUCGACGCGUUUGCAAGCAGAACCAUUCCUUGGAGAAUAUUUUCUAAGAUAUUUAACAUUCAAAAGAAUUGCUGUGAAUUUAAUUUGCAACUUUUAAGAGGACUUUGAACAGUUAUCCUUUGAGCUUCAUUGGAUAUGUAUUGCUUUUCACAGUAGAUGAAAUCAAAGUUAGGAACAAGAAAUUAGAUGCUUUUAAUAUUCUCCAGUGUUUUCUCAUUUGGUAUUGUGCAUUGUGAAUUCCAGAACCUGGUAAUAAAUGGCAACGUUGGAACUAUCCAUGAAUUA
Messenger RNA from Amblyraja radiata (thorny skate), 2182 nucleotides. Its product is annotated as eukaryotic translation initiation factor 4E-like. The transcript is spliced from 7 exons. NCBI's taxonomy places the organism in Eukaryota, Metazoa, Chordata, Chondrichthyes, Rajiformes, Rajidae. Gene Ontology annotation, cellular component: eukaryotic translation initiation factor 4F complex; cytoplasm. The record is from RefSeq and is a predicted model, not a curated record. The coding region runs from base 62 to 727 and encodes 221 amino acids. Gene Ontology annotation, molecular function: RNA 7-methylguanosine cap binding; translation initiation factor activity. Gene Ontology annotation, biological process: translational initiation.